CUCUUAAUAUUUGAAGUUUUCUUUUUGAGCUAAAUAAUUUAUGCUUAUUUUUUACUCCCUCCGUCCCCAGUUAACUGAUGUGAAUACAAGAGUCUGUACAAAUCCACGUCAGUUAAUUUGGAACGGAGAGAAUAUUUAAUUGGAAUCUCUCUUUUUUUCCUUUUAUAUAAGGGACAUCCAUCGGUUCCUGCUACUUGCUAGCCCAUCGCACUUAGAAAUCUCUUGCCGAUGCAGCACUAUUGACGCGUUCUUAUCUUGGAGGCCCAUUGUUAUUCAAGCGGACAAGAUUGUAUGCAUAUUCAGCAUGGAAUUUACAAGUGGCGACGUGUGGUUCGCCGUAGCUGUUCUCUUAAUUGCUACGGUCGUCACCAAGAUUGCAAUUGCAAGAGCUACCGUUGAUCCAACGUGCACAAGACCACUUCCACCUGUGGUGAAGGGCGUUGCUCUCCUUGGACUUCUACACGCCCUUGUUACCAAGGAUCUACCAACUGUGAUACAUGAUCUGUAUGAAAAAUUUGGCAGUGUGUUCACAGUAAGCUUGCUUGGACAAAAGGUGACCUUCUUGGUCGGGCCAGAGGUGUCGGCCCAUUUCUUCAAAGGGUUGGAGUCAGAAAUUAACAUCGGCAAUCUGCUGAAUUUCACCGUGCCCAUAUUUGGUCAAGAGGUGGGUUACGGCGUGGAUCUCGCAACUCGGAAUGAGCAGGCCCGAUUCUGCCUUGAUGCACUGAAGCCGUCCAAGUUGAGGAGCCAUGUUGACCCCAUGCUUCAAGAAGUAGAGGAGUACUUUGCAAAGUGGGGACAACAUGGGAUAGUUGAUUUAAAACAUGAGUUUGAGGUGUUACUCAUGUUGAUCUCAAGCCGGGUUCUACUCGGUAAAGAGGUCCGGGAGAAGAUGUUCGAUGAGUUCUGCACAUUAUUUGGUCAGAUCGAAAACGGGGUGAACCUUGUCAGUGUCUUCUUCCCAUACAUCCCAAUUCCAUCAAACCAGAGACGCGACAGAGCACGCGUCAAGCUCACACAGAUACUAUCUGAAGUUGUGAGUUCGCGCAAGAGCUCCGGCCGAGUUGAAGAGGAUACGCUGCAGAGACUCAUCGAUUCCAGGUAUAAAGACGGCCGAUCCACAACGGAAGCAGAGAUCACCGGGAUGAUAAUUGGCAUGCUCUUCGCUGGGAAACACACGAGCUCUCACACUACUAUCUGGACUGGAGCAUGCCUCCUUAACAGUCCCAAAUUCCUGGCUGCUGCUGUCGAGGAGCAAAAGGAACUCGUUGUGAAAUACAAAGACCAGAUCGACUACAAUACCUUGGCAGAGAUGGAUGCCCUCCAUUGCUGCAUCAAAGAGGCACUCCGGAUGCACCCUCCGUCGCCCGUGCUGGUCCGCAAGGCACAGAAGCAGUUCACCGUGAAGACGAAAGAAGGUAACGAGUAUGACAUCCCAAGGGGGCAUACCAUUGCCAGCCCUACGAUAGUUAACAACAAUAUGCAUUACAUUUAUAAGGAGCCCCAAGUGUAUGAUCCGGAUCGUUUUGGCCCUGGAAGAGAGGAGGACAUAGUUGGUGGCAAGUUCUCUUACACGUCAUUUGGCAGCGGAAGACAUGCUUGCAUUGGCGAGUCAUAUGCUUACAUGCAAAUUAAAUUGAUAUGGAGCCAUUUGCUGAGGAAUUUUGAGCUUGAACUGGUUUCUCCUUUCCCGAGGACAGACUGGAACAAGAUUGUGCCAGGACCUCAAGGGAAGGUCAUGGUAAGUUAUAAGAGAUCGAGGAUGUCAGCCUAGCUAUCUAGCUAGCAUCGACAUGAGAAAUUACAUGCCACUUCAAGGAAUAAAUAUCUGCUUAUGCGGAACCUAUAUGCAUGUUUGUGGAUUUCUUUUCUUGGAGGAACACUUGAAAUGAUUAUAUCGCUUUUAUCUUUGCGAGCACUCCAAUAAUCUGUUGUUUCCCACUGAAUAGCAUUUACAUGUAUUGAAAAAAUUAGGAAUUUUGUAUUCAUAUUAUGAAGUUAAUCUAAAUAAUUAUUAGUGUCAUAUCAUUA
This is a messenger RNA of Brachypodium distachyon (stiff brome), 2031 nucleotides long. Its product is annotated as obtusifoliol 14-alpha demethylase. The transcript has 3 exons. The coding region runs from base 305 to 1774 and encodes 489 amino acids. NCBI's taxonomy places the organism in Eukaryota, Viridiplantae, Streptophyta, Magnoliopsida, Poales, Poaceae. Gene Ontology annotation, molecular function: oxidoreductase activity, acting on paired donors, with incorporation or reduction of molecular oxygen; monooxygenase activity; heme binding. The record is from RefSeq and is a predicted model, not a curated record.